AUGCUCUACCUCGUAGGUCUCGGUCUCUCAGACGAGACUGAUAUCACUGUCAAAGGUCUUGAUAUCGUGAAAAAGGCAUCGCGUGUCUACCUUGAGGCGUACACGAGCAUUCUCCUCGUGGGCCAACCUGUCUUGGAAGCCUAUUAUGGCCGAUCUAUCGUAGUCGCUGACCGCGAGAUGGUCGAGUCAAGCAGCGACGAGAUCUUGCGCGACGCCCAAACGGAAGACGUCGCGUUUCUAGUGGUCGGCGAUCCAUUCGGAGCCACUACGCACACCGAUCUGGUUCUCCGAGCGCGUGAGCUCUCGAUCCCUGUCAAGACCAUCCCCAACGCGUCCAUCAUGUCUGCAAUCGGCGCCACGGGCCUACAGCUUUACAACUUUGGCCAGACCGUUUCCAUGGUCUUCUUCCUGGAUAACUGGCGGCCGGCCUCGUUCUACGACCGCAUAAAGGAGAAUCGAGAGAUCGGGCUCCACACGCUCGUGCUGUUGGACAUCAAAGUCAAGGAACAGAGCCUAGAGAACAUGGCCCGCGGGAGAAAAGUAUACGAGCCCCCGAGAUACAUGACUGUUGGCCAAUGCGCGCGGCAGAUGCUCGAGGUCGAGGAAGAGAAGAAGGAGGGCGUUUACGGACCGGAGAGCCUAGCCAUCGGAGCAGCAAGGGUUGGCGGUAGGACGGAGAAAUUUGUUGCUGGAACGCUGAAGCAGCUUUGCGACGCUGAUGAAGCCCUGGGGCCACCGCUUCAUAGCUUGGUGCUGCUCGGUAAAAGGGCACACGAGCUCGAGAGAGAUUACGCGCGGGAGUUUGCCCUUGAUAGGGAAGUAUGGGAAACGGUCUGGACCAGGGACUACGGUAAGCAAUAG
Molecule: messenger RNA, 861 nt
Organism: Durotheca rogersii
Lineage: Eukaryota; Fungi; Ascomycota; Sordariomycetes; Xylariales; Xylariaceae
Product: Diphthine synthase
Exons: 3
Coding region: 1-861 (286 amino acids)
Biological process (GO): protein histidyl modification to diphthamide
Molecular function (GO): diphthine synthase activity
Source: RefSeq, a predicted model, not a curated record